GAAACACUUGAGGGGUUGAAAUUUCAAAACCACAGUAUGUGACAACAACUUUUGGACCUUUAAUUCUACAGGCCCAUUAUCUAUUUCCCUCAGGCCCAAUUUAAUCCAUCGGGAGAUUGGGAAGUGAAGCUUCAACAGUUGUACGAUUUGAUCAGAGAGAGAGAGAUAAAAUCGGAGCUUCUUCAGCAACAAUGGUAAAAUGUCUCCGUGAUGGUUUCUAUUUUGAUUCCUCACAGUUUCUUGCUCACUGUUUCAAACAUGCCUUUGCCUUUGCUUUUUCCUUCUGUGCCAAAAUCUCCGGUGCGAGUAGAGAGAAAAUUCAUAGGUUUUUCUUCGACAAUGGCGAAAAUGGCGGAAUCAAAGCUUCUUCGCUCGCAAUUUUUGCACACACUUGUUUCUGGCUUUCACACUCACCUCAUGAUUCCUGUAGACUUCUUCUUCAAGUCUAUUAGAGGAAGAAGCGUGGAGAAGCCAUAGAGUAGAGCAGAGAUUCUAGAGCAUGUAAACUGGUAAUCCAAAACGGCGACGUUAGCACUCAGACAUGGAGAUGAGAGGAGAGCAUGUAAACUGGAAAUUGCAAUGUAGUGUUGGAGAGAUUUGGAGCUUCUGAAGAUGGCGAAUAAACAUUUCUUCAAGCCUCUUCUUCCUGGCUUCCACAGCCACUUGACAAUUCCUGUAGCUUUCUUCUCAAAGUAUAUAGAAGGAACAAAUGACCAGAAGAAGACGACGGCAAAGCUGAGAUCAGAUGCGUCGAAGAUAACAUGGGAAGUGAAGGUAGAAGAUGGCCAGAGACUCACUGAUGGUUGGAAAGAGUUCGCUCUCGCACACGAUCUUCGAGUCGGGGACAUUCUCAUUUUCAGACAAGAGAAAGACAUGGCUUUCCACGUCACACUCAUGGGACCAAGUUGCUGUGAGAUUCAAUAUGAGCCGUGUGUAGACGACGAGAUCAACCUAGGGAAGAUUCCAAAGAAGAAGAAAGUGAAGAAGAUUCCAAGAAAAGUAACAAAGUCUUCUUCACUAGAUCCCUCUUGUUUUGUGUCAAAUGUCGCGCCUUACACACUACGUUAUGACGAACUGUAUUUCCCAAUGAGUUUUGUGAGGGCAAAUGGUCUAGGAACAAGAUGUGGAAAGAUUGUUCUGAUGAAUGAAAAGGGUACAUCAUGGACUUUAGCUCUAAAAAAAAAGAAAUCUGGAAAGAUGUAUAUACCACGAGGGUGGAGAAGUCUUUGUGGUGCCAAUGGACUCAAGGCUGGAGAUUCCUUCAAACUCAAAUUGAUCCAAGGUGGAAGAACUCUGGCUCUACGUUUGUCCACCACAGAGUCCAAAGAAGAAGAAGAAGAAGAAGAAGAAGAAGAGAGCUCAGAAGGUGACGAAAUAGAGUCUCUUUCCACAGAACGGGAAAGCGAUGACGAGAGCAACCUAGAGGAGAUUCAGAGAAAGAAGAAAGUGAAGAAGAAUCCAGAAAGAGAAAAAGAGUCUUCAUCACUAGAUCCCUCUUGUUUUGUGGCUAAAGUCUCGCCUGCGACCCUACGUCAUGACAAACUGAAUCUCCCAAGGAGUUUUGUGAGGGCAAAUGGCGUAGACCCAAGAUUUGGAGAGAUUGUUCUGAUGAAUGAACAUGGUACAUCAUGGACUUUACUUUUGAAACAAGAGCAAAAUGGAUCUACUUACAUCAGACGAGGGUGGAGAAGUUUUUGUCAUGCCAAUGGGCUUAAAGCUGGAGGUUUCUACACGUUCAAACUAAUCCAAAGAGGAAGAACUCCAAUUCUUAGUUUGUCCUCCCCAGAGUCAGAGCCCGAAGAAGAGAGAUCAGAAGGUAAUGAGGUAGAGUCUCUUUCUACAGAACCGGAAAGCGAUGAAGAGAGUAACCUCGAGAAGAUUCAGAGGAAGAAGAAAGUGAAGAAGAAUCUAAAAAGUGAAAGAGAGUCUUCUUCAUUAGAUGCCUCUUGUUUUGUGACUAAUAUCUCGCGUGCAAGCCUAUGUUAUGACACACUGUAUCUUCCAAAGAAAUUUUCAAGGGAAAAUGGUCUAGACACAAGAUGUGGAGCGAUUGUUCUGAUGAAUGAAAAUGGUAGAUCAUGGACGCUAAAUUUGAAAAUAAAGAGAUCAUGUGGAACUAUGUACAUCACACGAGGGUGGAGAAGUUUCUGUAGAGAUAAUGGACUUAAAGCUGGAAGAUUCUUCACUUUCAAACUGAUCCAAAGAGAAGGAACUCUGGUUCUACGUUUGUCCUCCACAGAGUCAGAAGAAAAGAGUAAUCAAGAUGAGAAAAGCGUUGAGAAACGUAGAUCAAUGUGGAAAGGUUCAUCUUCAUCAUACCAAAACCGAUUUGUGACUUUAACUCUUACACGUAGCAACCUCGAAAGGUCUAGACUGUUUCUUCCAAUACCCUUCACGAGGAUGCAUGGAAUCAAUGAGGAAACUAAAAUGACUCUACUGGGUAAAAACGGUGUGAAGUGGUCUACGGAUCUGCGGUCUGAGAACAGUGGUAAUAGAAUAAUAAUGGCAAGAGGCUGGAAAGAGUUCUUCAAGGCUCACUGUGUGAAGAUUGGUGAAUCGGUCAUGUUCAAGCUGAUUUGGGAAGGAGAGACAAGCUGUGUCCUUACGUUCUGCUCUAAGACAAUUCCUGUAGCUUUCUUCUCAAAGUAUAUGCAAGGAAGAAAUGACCAGAAGACUAUGGCGAAGCUGAGAUCAGAUGCAUCGAAGAUGACCUGGAAAGUGAAGGUAGAAGAUGGCCGAAGACUCACUGAUGGUUGGAAAGAGUUCGCUCUCGCACACGAUCUUCGAGUUGGUGACAUUGUCAUUUUCAGACAAGAGAAAGACAUGUCUUUUCACGUCACACCGUUCGGACCCAGUUGCUGUGAUAUUCAAUAUGAGCAGUGUUUAGACGACAAGAACAAGCUUGGGAAGAUUCCAAAGACAAAGAAAGUGAAGAAUAAUCCAAGAAAAGAAACAGAGUCUUCUUCACUGGAUCCCUCUUGUUUUGUGUCAAAUGUCUUGCCUUCGGCACUAAGUAAUGACGCACUGUAUCUUCCAAACAAUUUUGUGAGAGCAAAUGGUCUAGACGCAAGAUGUGGAGAGAUUGUUCUGAUGAAUGAAAAGGGUAAAUCAUGGACUUUAACUUUAAAACAAAGGCAGUGUGGAUCUACUUACAUCAGACGAGGAUGGAGAAGAUUCUGUAGUGCCAAUGGACUAAAGGCUGGAGAUUUCUUCACUUUCAGACUGAUCAAAAGAGGAGCAACUCUGGUUCUACGUUUGUCCACCAAAGGAAAAGAAGAGAGUGAUGAGAGUGAUGAAGUAGAGUCUCUUUCCACCGAACCGGGAAGCGAUGAGGAGGGCAACCUCGAGGAGAUUCAGAGAAAGAAAGUGAAAAAGAAUCCAGAAAGAGAAACAGAGUCUUCAUCACUAGAUCCCUCUUGUUUUGUGGCUAAUGUCACGCCUUGGAACCUACAAAAUGACAGAGUGAAUCUUCCAAGCAGUUUUGUGAGGGCAAAUGGUCUAGACACAAAAUGUGGUGAGAUUGUUCUGAUGAAUGAAAAAGGUAAAUCAUGGACUUUAAAUUUGAGACGAAGGAAUUCAUCUGGAAUAAUGUAUAUCAGACGAGGGUGGAGAAGUUUCUGUAGUGACAAUGGACUUAGAGCUGGAAGUUUCUUCACUUUCAAACUGAUCCAAAGGGGAAGAACUCUGGUUCUACGUUUGACAGAGUCCGAAGAAGAAGAGUGCUCAGAAGCUGAUGACAUAGAGUCUCUUUCCACAGAUUCCGACAGCGAAGAAGAGAGCAAUCAAAAUGAGAAAAGUGUCAAGAAACGGAAAGCUCCAUCUUCAUCAUCCCAAAGCCUAUUUGUGACAUUAACUGUUUCACCUAGCAACCUCAAAAUGUGUAGACUGUUUCUUCCGGUACAUUUCACGAGGAUGCAUGGCAUCAAUGGGGAAACUAAAAUGACUUUGUUGGAUAAAAACGGUGUGAAGUGGCCUACGGAUCUGCGGUCUGAGAAAAGUGGUGAUAGGCUAAGAUUGGUAAGAGGCUGGAAAGAGACCUUCAAAGCUAGCUCUGUGAAGAUAGGUGAAUCGGCCAUGUUCAAGCUGAUUUGGGAAGGAGACACAAGUUGUUUCCUUAAAUUCUGCUCUAAGACAAUUCCUGUAGCUUUCUUCUCAAAGUAUAUAGAAGGAAGAUAUGACCAGAAGAAGACUACGGCAAAGCUGAGGUCAGACGCGUCGAAGAUGACCUGGGAAGUGAAGAUAGAAGAUGGCCGGAGACUCACUGAUGGUUGGAAAGAGUUCGCUCUCGCACACGAUCUUCGAAUCGGUGACAUUGUCAUUUUCAGACAAGAGAAAGGCAUGUCUUUCCACGUCACACUGUUCGGACCAAGUUGCUGUGAGAUUCAGUAUGAGCCGUGUUUAGACGACGAGAACAAGCUUGGGAAGAUCCCAAAGAAGAAGAAAGUGAAGAAGAAUCCAAGAAAAGAAACAGAGUCUUCAUCUUGCUUUGCGUCAAACGUCACGCCUUCGUCACUACGUUAUGACGCAAUGAAUCUUCCAAGUAGUUUUGCGAGGGCAAAUGGUUUAGACACAAGACGUGGAGAGAUUGUUCUGAUGAAUAAAAAGGGUACAUCAGGGAGUUUAGCUUUAAAGCAAAGGAAAUCUGGAACUACUUACAUCAGAGGAGGGUGGAGAAGUUUCUGUAGUGCCAAUGGACUAAAGGCUGGAGAUUUCUUCACUCUAAAACUGAUCGGAGGUGGAAGAACUCUGGCUCUACGUUUGUCCACCACAAAGUCUGAAGAAGAAGAAGAAGAAGAAAAAGAGAACAACCUCGGUGAGUUGUGUACUGCCUCUCUCUCUAACUCUCAGACAUUCAAGAAAUGUGCUCAAGAGAUUCAGAGAAAGAAGAAAGUGAAGAAGAAUCAAGAAAGAGAAAUAGUGUCUUUUUCACUAGAUCCCUCUUGUUUUGUGGCUAAAGUCUCGCCUGCGACACUACGUUAUGACAAACUGGAUCUUCCAAGAAGUUUUGUGAGGGAAAAUGGUGUAGACGCAAGAUGUAGAGAGAUCGUUCUGAUGAAUAGAAAAGGUAAAUCAUGGACUUUAUCUUUGAGGAAAUCUUGUGGAACUAUGUAUAUGAGAGGGUGGAGAAGUUUCUGUCAUGCCAAUGGGCUUGAAGCUGGAGGUUUCUACACUUUCAAACUGAUCAAAAGAGGAGCAACUCUGGUUCUACGUUUGUCUUCCACAGAGUCCGAAGAAGAAGAGUGCUUAGGAGCUGAUGAAAUAGAGUCUCUUCCCACAGAAUCCGACAGCAAAGAAACGAGCAUUCAAGAUGAGAAAAAUGUCAAGAAACGUAGAAUAUCGAUGUGGAAAGCUUCGUCUUCAUCACCAUCCCAAAACCGAUUUGUGACAUUAACUCUUAAACCUUUCAACCUCAUAAAGUCUGUACUGUUUCUUCCAAUACGCUUCACGAGGAUGCAUGGAAUCAAUGAGGAAACUAAAAUGACUUUGUUAAAUAAAAACGGUGUGAAGUGGUCUACGGAUUUGCGGUAUGAGAAAAGUGGUGAUAGAAUAAGACUGGUCGGAGGUUGGAAAGAGUUCUUCAAAGCUAAGUGUGUGAAGGUAGGUGAAUCGGUCAUGUUCAAGCUGAUUUGGGAAGGAGACACAAGUUGUUUUCUCAAGUUCUGUUGUAAGGUGAAGCAAGAGACCUAA
Thlaspi arvense is the source of this 5688-nucleotide messenger RNA. The record is from the annotation of a GenBank genome assembly. Lineage: Eukaryota; Viridiplantae; Streptophyta; Magnoliopsida; Brassicales; Brassicaceae.